Molecule: messenger RNA, 1197 nt
Organism: Penicillium canariense
Lineage: Eukaryota; Fungi; Ascomycota; Eurotiomycetes; Eurotiales; Aspergillaceae
Product: PH domain-containing protein
Exons: 1
Coding region: 1-1197 (398 amino acids)
Source: RefSeq, a predicted model, not a curated record
AUGAAUCAAGUGCUGGCUCGUCCCUCGUGUCCGGAGGGACCGAGCAAUAAAACCCCCGCAAUUGAGGUUCCGGGGUCUCUCGCCCAUCUCCGCCGGGCACACUCGCGCAACGGCCAAGUCAAUCUCGAUACCUUCUCGCCGGUCAAUGAGAAUGGCAGCUUCGAGUUUGACCGCGUGCUGAAGACCGGACGGGUCUUUCGGCGCGUCAAGCACAAGCAUGUCUUCCGGGCCUCGUGGAAACCAGCUUAUCUCGUUCUGCGACCGAAUCUUCUGUCCGUCUACAAGGACGAGGAAACCACCCGCCUCCGCGUCUCCAUCACCCUUUCCGAAGUCACGGCCGUGGCGCCGGUCAAGUCGCCGCGCUCACAUCGCAAGUUUGUCUUUGGCAUCUUCACCCCGUCGAAGAACUACCGCUUCGAGGCCCUGUCCGCGCGCGAUGCCGAAGACUGGAUUCUUCGCAUCCGCGGCGAGACCCUGGCCGACGAAGAUGAAGCUGCCUUCCUUGCCCUGUCCCGGAAACGUGAGCCCCCGGCCAUUCAAAAACAAUUGAUCGAGGAUACCACCGACCACUCCGACUUCGAGGGCGCGGGCCGCGCCAGCUCUCCCGAACUGGGUCGCACCCUGUCCUUGCGCGCCCGUGCCCGCAAACCCCCUUACACCCAGGAUUACUCGGGCAACGAAAUUACCUCCUAUUCGGAGCUCUCAGACAAUGGGCCUCCUCCCACCCGAAAUAGCCGCCUACGGUCCAUGCCAUCCAUCCACACCCUGUCCCUCUCGGCGCCAGAGGACAAACCCAUGUCCUUACCGCGAGACACGAGCCGUCAGUCCGAGCUAGGUAUUCUGCGCGACCCGGAGCGGGUAGUUUGCCAAGGAUACCUGCAGGGAUUGCGCAUCAAAGGCACUGUGCGCCAGUGGAAACGGCUGUGGGUGGUCCUGCGGCCGAACGGUCUGGCUUUCUACAAGGAUGACCAGGAAUAUUCGGCGAUCAAGAUCAUCUCGAUGUCCCAGGUGAUCGAUGCGGCCGAGGUGGACCCUUUGUCGCGGUCCAAGACGUUCUGUCUGCAGAUCAUUGCUGAGGAGAAAACAUACCGGCUCUGCGCCCCGGACGAAGAGUCUUUGGCCCGCUGGCUGGGCUCUUUGAAGAGUAUACUCGUGGCCCGCAAGAAACUCGAAGCUGGUUCACCCGCUGCUGUAUAA